Molecule: messenger RNA, 486 nt
Organism: Impatiens glandulifera
Lineage: Eukaryota; Viridiplantae; Streptophyta; Magnoliopsida; Ericales; Balsaminaceae
Product: secreted RxLR effector protein 161-like
Exons: 3
Coding region: 1-486 (161 amino acids)
Source: RefSeq, a predicted model, not a curated record
AUGGAUCACUGGAAAGCAGCUAAAAGGGUGAUGAGAUACCUAAAGAAAACAAAGGAUUAUAUGCUCACAUAUAGGAGGUCAGACCAUUUGGAGAUCGUUGGGUAUUCUGACUCCGAUUUUGUGGGUUGCCCGGACAGUAGGAGAUCUACAUCUGGCUACGUUUAUACAUUGGCUGGAGGAGCCAUUUCUUGGCGUAGUUCCAAACAGACACUUGUUACCAGCUCUACUAUGGAGGCUGAAUUAUUGGCAUGUUUUGAAGCAUCACAUCAGGGAAUUUGGAGCUCGUCGAAGUCAAAGCAUAUUGACAUUAAGUUCCUACGUGGGAAAGAAAUGGUACAAAGUGGUCAGAUUUGCAUCGAGCAUUUAGGAACAAAAUCUAUGUUAGCAGACCCCCUAACUAAAGGUGUCACACCUAUGAUUAUAUUCAAAGAUAGCGAUCUCAUUAAGUUUGGACCAGAGAAAAUUGACAUAUUCAGAUCACAUUAA